AUGUCUGGCACUUACCUGAGAUGGUGUUCAGUACAACGUUGUUCAUCAAGCUGGAAAGACGGUGCUUUUCAAUGAGAACGUAGGUAUGUUUGUUUCAAUAGAUAAUUCAAUUCUUUAUUUUAUUAUUUUAUUUUUUUAUAUAGUGGAUGGAAAGAAAAAUACAGUAGAAUCAUCAGCUUCAAGUUUGAACCAUGAGGUGUGAUCAUGCUUACGAGACACUACGGAGGAAGAAACCCCUCGCCGAGACCAUAAGUGCUACAACGAAGUUGGCAAAAGUUCUCACAACCCUAGAUCUCACGGCAUUAGGGAUCGGUAGCACCUUAGGUGUAGGUGUUUAUGUGCUUGCUGGUGAGGUCAGUAAGACAACAGCAGGGCCUGCUGUGGUUAUCAGCUUUGCCAUCGCGGCUAUUGCAUCAAUUUUCGCAGGACUGUGUUAUGCCGAAUUUGGGGCGCGCGUGCCUAAGGCAGGUUCUGCCUACAUCUACAGCUAUGUGACCAUUGGCGAGUUUAUAGCAUUUGUUAUCGGAUGGAAUUUAGUGUUGGAGUACGCAAUUGGAUCUGCAAGUGUGGUCAAAGGCCUUAGUACAUACUUAGACUCCCUAAUCGAUCAUGUCAUGAGUGAUGCCUUUAAGUCUUUUGCUUCAAUGAACGCCGGUGCGCUUGGUGACUAUGUGGACUUUUUUGCCUUUGGGGCCACAAUGGUUUUUUCAAUUGCCUUGGCAUUGGGCGUCAGGGAAUCUGUGUCCAUCAACAACAUCUUCACCCUCACUAACCUAGCUGUUGUGCUUUAUGUUGUGGUAACUGGAGCAUUUCGUGCGGAUCCAGCUAACUGGAGUAUCCCACCUGAAGAUGUACCAACAGACCGUGAUCAAGAUUUUGGGCAAGGUGGUUUUGCUCCCUAUGGCUUUGCAGGAAUUAUCAAAGGUGCAGCUAUAUGUUUCUACGGCUUCAUUGGAUUUGACUGCAUUGCCACAGCUAGUGAGGAAGCUCGUAAUCCUCGUCGCUCAAUCCCAUUGUCAAUCAUCAUUUCGCUGAGUGUGAUCUUUGUGGCAUACUUUUCUAUCUCUACGAUCAUCACAAUGAUGCUGCCGUAUUUCGAUCAGGAUGUCAAUGCUCCAUUGCCACAUGUCUUCAGGUACUAUGGUUGGACUGUGGCGCAGUACAUUGUGAGUGUAGGUGCGAUCUUUGGACUUUGUGCCAGUCUCAUGGGUGCAAUGUUUCCCUUACCUCGUGUCAUCUACGCCAUGUCCAUCGAUGGACUGAUCUUUGAGUUUAUGGGACGCAUCCAUCCGCGAUUCAAAACACCCUUAAUCGGGACACUUGUAGCGGGUUUUCUUACUGGAACUCUAGCAGCGAUCUUUAAUCUAGAUCAACUGGUUUCCAUGAUGUCCAUUGGAACUCUUUUGGCAUAUUCAAUGGUAGCUGGAUGUGUCCUUCUUCUGCGAUAUGAAGUAGAUGAUCCAUCUUCCAAGGGCUCAGGCUUUUCGCUUGGACAGUUCCUCAAUAUAGAGAAACUCAAUGCUCCAACAAGGUUUACAUCAGGCCUAGUUACAUGGUCUGUUACUAUCUACUGUGUGUGGUGUUUAGGAUUAUCUUUAGUGAUCACACAGCUUGAAGACUACAUAGAUCAGUGGUAUUCUAUUCUUAUGAUAUGCGUAUUUGGCAUUCUAAUCAUCUUGACUCUCCUUAUGAUAAGCCGACAACCAAGAUCUAGCCGAGAGAUUACCUUCACAGUUCCUCUGGUUCCAUGGCUUCCUGGCCUCUCCAUUCUCAUUAACAUAUACUUAAUGACUCAAUUGGAUGUGAUGACAUGGAUCAGAUUUGGAGUGUGGAUCCUUGCAGGCCUUAUCAUCUACUUUACCUAUGGCAUUUGGCACAGCGGCAUGAGAUUCAAGGCAACGUCUAACUCUAACACAUCCUUAGCUACAGAAAGCCGAAGUAACUUAGUUAUAGAAGAACAAUCCCUCCCUGAUGGUACUCUUGCCACCAGGCUCUAAAUAUAAAAAUACAUUUUAUACUGAGAGAUCAGGAUGAUUUUGA
Phlebotomus papatasi is the source of this 2040-nucleotide messenger RNA. RefSeq names its product cationic amino acid transporter 3. Gene Ontology annotation, cellular component: plasma membrane. Gene Ontology annotation, molecular function: amino acid transmembrane transporter activity. Lineage: Eukaryota; Metazoa; Arthropoda; Insecta; Diptera; Psychodidae. The transcript is spliced from 5 exons. Gene Ontology annotation, biological process: transmembrane transport; amino acid transport. The coding region runs from base 192 to 1997 and encodes 601 amino acids. The record is from RefSeq and is a predicted model, not a curated record.